AUGCAAAAACAUAUAGAUAGCAGAACCUCAUGGAGCUUUGAUGUUAGCUAUAUGAAUGUGGCUGCAUCUUCUAUCUAUGGUUAUGCAAUAGUGGUCCCCGUGGCAUACUACUUCUUCCUUCAGUAUAUGGGUUCAAAUGCUAGCCUUAUAAGGUUUUGGUGCAUGUGGGGAUAUUCUCUUUCCAUUUUCAUCAUCUCUUCGUUCUUGUUGAUGAUUCCAUUUGAGAUUCUUUGGUGGAUCAUAAUGCUCCUUACCGGUGUUGCGGCAGCUAACUUUAUUGCCCUAAACUUGAGAUCUUAG
This is a messenger RNA of Lathyrus sativus (Indian pea), 300 nucleotides long. Lineage: Eukaryota; Viridiplantae; Streptophyta; Magnoliopsida; Fabales; Fabaceae. The record is from the annotation of a GenBank genome assembly.